CGCGUCCCCCCCCCCCUCGCGCAGGCGGGGGGGGGGGCCGGGCAUGCCCCGGCGCCCGGAUGCUCUCGGCGGCCAAGAGCGCGGCCUGGUCCGCGGGCGGCGCCAGGCCUCCCGAGGGCGGCUGCGGGCAAGAUAGGCCCGUGCUGCAGCGGAUCCGCGAGGAGUUCCAGGCCAUGGCGGGCCCGGACGGCGACAGCGUCUCCGUGGAGGACCUCGCGCGGCACUGGGAGAGGCUCGCCGAGGACGAGCAGCGCAAGCGCGGCCUCCACCGCCUCGGCGCCCCGGAGAAGCGGGCGGUCGCGCUGCGUGUUGUCAAGGCAAUCGACGAGGUGGACCUGCAGAACACGGGCUCCAUCCGGCUGGAGCACUGGGUGCACCACAGGCUUCUGCAGCAUGCUGGCGCCGAUCCCCAGCAGGUGAACGUGCCGCUGCGGCGGGCGCUGCUCCUGAACGCGCGCCUCCUCGUGGAGCUUCAGGAGAUGUUCCAGCAAGCCAACGUAUGCAGAGAAGCGGGUGCCUGA
Messenger RNA from Prorocentrum cordatum, 521 nucleotides. NCBI's taxonomy places the organism in Eukaryota, Dinophyceae, Prorocentrales, Prorocentraceae. The record is from the annotation of a GenBank genome assembly.